AUGUAUUUCAACCAGUUUACCGCCACACUGUUGUGCUUUGAUCUGGAGGUUAGACGUGUCCAUCACGUCACAGAUCCCAAGCCCGGUCUCAUCACGGUUUACGACUACUACGCGCCAGAGAGGGUUCACGGUUACUCUAUGGCGACUACAGCCACGAUGAGGCUUACCGUAGGUCUUCUCAUCUUCACUAUCGCAGUGAUGGUGAGAGCACAGGAAGAUGGAGAUGAACUUCUGGUGGACCCCGUUAUACUACCAAUUGUCGAAGAAGCUGAAAAACUACCCGAAGUGAUUGCAACUCCACCACUACCACCCAGCCCUGAGGAACUCCGAGAAGAGAAUUUCAACAAGAAUAUCUCCUACCUCUUCCUAAUCCCUAAACUGUUCUACGUGCAAACCAAAGAGAGGAUAUGUCUCCUGGUAACCAAGUACGACGGUGUCCUGGACUACCGUGUGUCUCUCCAGAAGAUAAAUGCAGGUCAAUACGAAGAAUACUGGAGUCAUGGAGAACAGGAGGCCAAACAAGGAGAGAACUGUUUCGAAUUUGAUGUACCAACGAUCGAGUCGGGAUCCAAUCAAAAACAGAAAGUUCGUCUUCAACUGCGACGAAAGGGAGCCGAAGACUUGAACGAGGACGGAUAUGAAGUCACGAAAGAGAGAUUCGUGAGGAUCCAGGCCCGAGGCGGGUCGAAAACAUACGUCCAGACUGACAAACCCAUUUACCAACCCGGUCAGACAGUGAGAUUCCGUGCUCUGACAUUGAACAGUGAACUGAAAACCGUCACAGAACCAUUCGAUUCUGUUAUAGUGGAGAGUCAGUCUCGCCAGCGCGUCAACCAGUGGACGGACGUCAAGGGUGAGGAAGGGCUGAUUGAACUCGAGCACGAACUCCCGGACGAGCUCCCAGACGGGAUCACGAAAGUAACUUACUACAUCAAGGUCUUGCGAGGCACCGAGUCAGUAACGCAGACAUUUACUGUUGAAGAGUACGUUCUUCCAAGGUUUGAGGUUGAAGUUAUAACUCCUCCGUACAUUCUCAUCACCGAUCCUACUUGCACAGUCAAGGUUUGUGGAACUUACACGUAUGGUAAACCCGUUCAAGGCUCUGUGCAAGCAAAUAUCACUGCUGGCGAGGUACGAUACGACUACAGGACCAGAACUCGGUCUUCUAGAAAGGUUCUGCCGUUCUCCAUACCGGUACGUUAUUACGUAAUUUCUUUCCUCUUCUCGUUAUUAAUUGCUAAUCCGUGUAGAACCAUCAGAUUUAAAAUUUCAAAUCAAAACCCCACACUCGUGAAAUUAGCCCGUAUUUGCCAUGGAUUAAUAUGUUUACAGUCUGUGUAA
Strongylocentrotus purpuratus (purple sea urchin) is the source of this 1341-nucleotide messenger RNA. Its product is annotated as alpha-1-inhibitor 3-like. NCBI's taxonomy places the organism in Eukaryota, Metazoa, Echinodermata, Echinoidea, Camarodonta, Strongylocentrotidae. Gene Ontology annotation, cellular component: extracellular region. Gene Ontology annotation, molecular function: endopeptidase inhibitor activity. The coding region runs from base 1 to 1341 and encodes 446 amino acids. The record is from RefSeq and is a predicted model, not a curated record. The transcript is spliced from 9 exons.